AUGCAAGGAGGGACUGGGCGUGCGGGAGCGAAGAGCAUGAAGGGAUAUCAUCACGUGGAUAUUGUUGUUCCCUCGUCCUCCAUCGAUGAUGAGCAGAAUCGGGCUCCUAAGUCAGAGUCGGCGAAUCAAGCCGACGCCGGGCCAUCGGAUGAUGGCGUGUCGAGCAUGACUCGCUUCUCGGGAGACUGUGUCAAAGUGUUCUGGUCCAAGAAGGCGAAGUUUGUUAGUCAGGACCCCUGGCCAGUUGUGCAGAAGCCUGCUACACGCCAUGGCCAUGAAGUCUACCUUGAACACGGCGAGGACAGUUCGAUUCCAUCGGAUGUUGCAGAGGAUGGAUCGAAGGUGGACGACCAGGGUGUUCCAGAUGAAGACUAUGGCGCCUUUGACAGAGGCCCUUUUGUUGUACACCCGACCAACAGCUCCCUGGCAAACACACAAAGAACAUUUUUAUUGUGA
Messenger RNA from Guillardia theta CCMP2712, 456 nucleotides. RefSeq lists its product as hypothetical. Lineage: Eukaryota; Cryptophyceae; Pyrenomonadales; Geminigeraceae. The record is from RefSeq and is a predicted model, not a curated record. The coding region runs from base 1 to 456 and encodes 151 amino acids. The transcript has a single exon.